Messenger RNA from Entamoeba invadens IP1, 1134 nucleotides. Its product is annotated as serine/threonine protein kinase, putative. The record is from RefSeq and is a predicted model, not a curated record. Gene Ontology annotation, biological process: peptidyl-serine phosphorylation; intracellular signal transduction. The coding region runs from base 1 to 1134 and encodes 377 amino acids. The transcript has 2 exons. Gene Ontology annotation, molecular function: ATP binding; protein serine/threonine kinase activity. NCBI's taxonomy places the organism in Eukaryota, Evosea, Mastigamoebida, Endamoebidae.
AUGGCCGAAGUGAAGCAGAUUCUCACAGGAUAUGUUGUGAAAGAGGGCAGUCAAGUGAAGAGUUGGAAAAAGCGGUGGUUUGUGUUCUCGACAAAUGGGAACAUGAGUUACUACACAAAUCGACAAGAAACCAGCAAAAAGGGGGAAGUUGAUAUGCGUCAAGCACUUCGUGUCAUUAAAGACAACACAAAAAAGUUACUCAUUGAAAUCACUUUUGAUAGUUCGCGCGUUCUACGAUUGAAAUUCGAUGAAGAGGCAGUCGAGGACAGAUGGUACAACGCAUUUUUGGAAUUCAUAGAUGACCAAAAGACUUUAUCUUCUGGGUUUUCGCGGUAUGAUGUUAUCAGCUCAUCAAGUUUUAACAUCGGCAAAGUUUUUAUUCAGACGGAAAAGGGGUCUAUUCAGUCUGCAGUAUUUAAAAAGAACAACAAACCCUUUGCACUUAAAACUCUUUUCAAAAAUUCUUUAAAUCAAACCGAAAUCGACUACAUCCAAUCAAUCCAUAAAAAUCUGAGGGAUGUCACUUGCCCGUAUGUCAUGAAGACACUCGCCACGUUCGAUGAAGACAACUUGUUUUUCGUGAUGAAUGAAUACCCGACACAGCGGGUCGGGGAUAUCAUGGACCACGCGAUCAUCCCACUCCCCAAAAUCAAAUUCUUUGCAACGGAGUUGUUGUUGGCAAUCAACGCUAUACACCACUGCCAAUACACUCAUAUGGAAAUCAAUCCAGAAACAGUUUAUUUGACAAGUGAAGGUCACGUCUUGUUGUCUGCGCCAAUUGGACUCAGAGUUUCAUACAAAUGUGGGUACAACUACUUUGCACCAGAAAUCCUCGAGAAAAAGGAAUUAGGAUUUGGUGUCGAUUACUGGAGUCUUGGGAUUUUGCUCUUUGCGAUGUGUUUUGGCGACGCGCCUUUCUACGACACGGCCCCGGCAAUGAUAUGCAAAAAGAUCAUCAGUGAGCAAAUCAACUUCCCGUAUAACUCAUUUCCCGAAGUCGAAAGUUUCAUCGCCGAAUUGCUCGUCAAAGACGCCGCAAAGAGAAACUGCGAUUUCGAAAUCCUCAAAACAAGACCUUUCUUUGCUGGGACAAACUUCGACAAGUUCCAAAACAAAGAAGUUGUUCCACAAUAA